CCAUUACCAUUACAAAACCGUUACACGUCUCUCUCUCUAUGGCUACAAUGGCGGAUCAGACUCUUCUUCAACCUUUCCAAGCCAAACCUGCCGCCAAAGGCUCACCAUCGGAAUCAGAUUCAGGUAUUCUCUUACGGAUUUUCUCUGUAAUUCUCGUCGGAGCAAUCUCCUUGUGGGCAAACAACGAGGCAUCGAAAGGUUUCUCCAUAACUAUUAUCAACGAAGCUAAAGGUUCUCCUUCCGGGAAAAGAUUUUCUCUUUUCUUCGAGUCGGAUGAUACUGCGGUGCGGGUCUUGCUCGAUACAAGCUUCUUUGUGGAGAGAUUGCUCUACGAAGGUGUUCCACAUCGUCUCCGAAAGCGUGUACACCACGUGACCGUCCGAUUCUAUGGAGACAGAAGCGAUGGAGUCGAGAGGGUCUCGGUAACUUCCGGUGCAAGUCAUGGAGAGUAUGUGAUCAGGUUAAGCUCAUCUCUAAUGGAAAGAGGUGACUUUGUUAACGCCGUGAAGUCAGCAUUGCGACGUUCUAUGGUUAGGAUUUGGCUAUGGGGAGACGAGCCACGUGCUUCGCCGGAGCUUGUCGCCGGCAUGGUGGAGUAUUUGGCCUUGGAAGGUGUACAACGAUGUCGUUUUGAUGAGUUAGGUGGACAUUGGAAGGAUAAGGAGUCUGUGUCUGUGGCUAGGUGGUUGGGUUACUGUGAAAGACGUAGCGAGGGUUUCAUCAGACGGUUGAACCAUGGGAUGAGACUUAGGUGGGAUGAUCGGACGGUAGAUCUAGCUUCGAAUGGUGCGUGUGAUUCACGCAAUAUUGUGUUGCGUAAGCGAAUGAUUCACGACUAUAUUGGAUUUGAUCAUUGAGAGACGAACAUGAUUGGUUCUCGUGCUGUCGUAUUGUAGCACACAU
Molecule: messenger RNA, 903 nt
Organism: Eutrema salsugineum
Lineage: Eukaryota; Viridiplantae; Streptophyta; Magnoliopsida; Brassicales; Brassicaceae
Exons: 1
Coding region: 39-857 (272 amino acids)
Source: RefSeq, a predicted model, not a curated record